CAAAUCACCCUGGUGAUCGCUCGCAGCAACUGACUUUCUCUCCGACUUCGUUGCCAGAGAAAGCAGACGUUGUUUUUUGGCGGUGUCCUGAUCGCGCCGACUCUCUCUCCAUGUGCCUACUGUAAAGCCUUGUCUACCGUCAAUCUGUCACGCUGGCUCGAUUAAAGGGCUUACUCGUCCUCCUCGCCUCCAUCGCCUUCUUCUCCCUCGUGACCAUCAUCAGCCUGGCUCCCUUUCGUGCGACUCCCCGGCUAGGUUCGAUUUUGAACCAAGUCCGACCCUUCAAGCCAGCCUCUUCCUCCACGACCUCUCUGAGACCGGUGACAACCUCCAGCAUGGCUUCUCCAAAGUUUCGCAAGCCUCCGCAGGCGCCCCCAAGCUUCACGGCAACUCCUGAGUCACUCGUGAAGGACACGAAGGACAUGUUGGCUGGUUCAAAGAAGAUCACGGACGAUAUCGUUGCUCAAAUUGCGCAGAAGGAUGCGACGUUUCAGAAUGUGCUUCUUCCCAUGGCGCAUGACGAGAACCAGCAAACAUUGAAAGCCCACAUCCUAGGAUUCUACCAGUCCGUCUCCACUGAUCAGGCACUGCGCGAUGCCUCAACUGAAGCAGAGAAACUUAUGGACGACUUCAGCAUUGAGGCUGCCAUGCGGGAAGACGUCUUCAACCUGGUGGACGCCGUACUCAAGAAGGGGGACAAGCUGGAUCCCGAGUCUCAGAGGUUGCUAGAGAAGGAGCAUAAGGCUUUUGUGCGAAAUGGCUUGAAUAUUCCAGCUGGACCGAAGCGGGACCGAUUCAAGGAAAUCAAGAAGAGACUCAGCCAGCUAGGCAUCGCCUUUUCCAAGAAUUUGAAUGAAGAGAAAGGCGGUCUGUGGUUUACCCCUGCAGAGCUCAACGGUGUCCCCGAAGAUGUCUUGUCUCUAUUAAAGAAAGAAGGGGACAAGUACUGGUUGACCUUCAAAUACCCAGAUCUAUUCCCUACUCUCAAAUACGCCACCAACAGCGCAACGAGACGCAAAGUCUUUGUUGCGAACGAGAACAAAUGCAACCAAAACGUCCCAUUGUUUCGGGAAGCCAUUCUGCUCAGAGACGAAGCUGCUCGCCUGCUUGGCUAUCCCAACCAUGCUGCUUUCAGGAUCGAGGAUAAGAUGGCAAAGACCCCCAAGACAGUGGACGAUUUCCUGGCUGAUCUGCGCAACCGACUAAGCCAGGGAGGUCUGGACGAGAUUGCGACUUUGAAGAAGAUGAAGGAAGAAGACCUGAAAUCUCGUGGCGAGGACUACGACGGGCGCUACUAUCUGUGGGAUCACCGCUUUUACGAUCGUAUGAUGGAGGAGAAGGACUACCAGCUGGACCAACAGCUGAUAUCAGAGUGGUUUCCACUACAAACUACGAUCAAAGGCAUGCUUGAAAUCUUUGAACAGAUAUUUGGCCUGGUCUUUGUGGAAAUUGUGGGCAAGGACCGAGACGCUGUUUCUCCUUCUGGCAAGGGUGGCGAUAUUGUGUGGCACGAAGAAGUCCAGGUCUUCAGUGUUUGGGAUGACGAAGGCGAGGGCGGCGGGUUUGUGGGAUAUCUAUACUUGGAUCUGUUCCCUCGCACCGGCAAAUAUGGACAUGCUGCCAACUUCAAUCUCCAACCGGGAUUCAUUCAACAAAACGGAACGAGGAGAUACCCAGCUACAGCUCUCGUGUGCAACUUCUCCAAACCCACGGCAAAGAAGCCCAGUCUCCUGAAGCACGAUGAAGUCACCACCCUCUUCCACGAACUCGGCCACGGCAUUCAUGAUCUUGUAUCCCGUACAACCUACUCACGAUUCCACGGUACCAACACUGUCAGAGAUUUUGUCGAAGCACCGAGCCAAAUGUUGGAGAAUUGGUGCUGGACGCCAUCGCAACUCAAAUCUCUGAGCAGGCACUAUUCAACCCUAUCCUCCGACUAUUACGAGGCAUGGAAAGAGGCAGCUGCAGCCGGCGGCUCAGACGUCAAAAAGCCCGAGGAACGCAUCCCAGAUGAUCUGAUACAAAAACUGAUCAAGACGAAGAACCUCAACGGCGCUUUGUUCAAUCUGCGCCAACUCCACUUUGGCAUCUUUGACAUGACAAUACACGAGCCCAAAGACCACGCCAGCCUUGAGGCGAUGCACAUAUCCGAGACGUACAACGAGUUGAGGAAGGAUAUCAGCAAGAUUGACGGGCCAGAAGUAUUUGGCGAAGGCAACGCGUGGGGUAACGGGCAAGCCACUUUUGGCCAUCUGAUGGGCGGUUAUGACGCCGGCUACUACGGCUACCUGUCCUCCCAGGUCUACUCGACGGACAUGUUCUACACAGUCUUCAGGCAGAAUCCAAUGGAUCCCAAGGAAGGCCGUCGCUACCGCCACACCGUCCUCGAAAAGGGCGGCAGCCAAGACGAGAUGAAGACCCUGGUCGAUUUCCUCGGCAGGGAGCCCAAGACCGAUGCCUUUUACGAGGAGCUCGGGCUCACCAAGGGAACGCAGUCCGGCGCCUCAACGACGUGAAAUUCGCGUUGUUCCUCGCGUUUGAUGGCGCCGUGUGGUUUCUCCGGUUUGUACAUAUUUCUCCUCAGACCCGAGAGACGACCCUUUUUUUUUGGAUAGCUAGAUAUUCCAUGCGCCUUUGCCGAGAGAUUUCUGGCCAUAAGAUCGCAUACAAUAGAAUAACUUGUCCCAAAA
This is a messenger RNA of Cladophialophora immunda, 2690 nucleotides long. RefSeq lists its product as uncharacterized. Gene Ontology annotation, biological process: proteolysis; peptide metabolic process. NCBI's taxonomy places the organism in Eukaryota, Fungi, Ascomycota, Eurotiomycetes, Chaetothyriales, Herpotrichiellaceae. The coding region runs from base 336 to 2516 and encodes 726 amino acids. The record is from RefSeq and is a predicted model, not a curated record. Gene Ontology annotation, cellular component: mitochondrial intermembrane space. Gene Ontology annotation, molecular function: metalloendopeptidase activity. The transcript has 2 exons.